AUGAUUCCCGGAAGAAGGCUCAUAUUUCCACUCCGGCCGCCGCCUCGACCUAAGCAUAACGGCGGGCGCAGCACACACUACCACGCAUGGAACAACGGCCGCCCUAAAACGGUCGUUCUCAAUCACACGGUCAACCAGUGGGCCAUGUCAGCUCCGAGCCAACCCCCCACCCCCCUAGGACGAUCCUUUUUCAAGGAGGGGUAG
Molecule: messenger RNA, 204 nt
Organism: Plenodomus lingam JN3
Lineage: Eukaryota; Fungi; Ascomycota; Dothideomycetes; Pleosporales; Leptosphaeriaceae
Source: RefSeq, a predicted model, not a curated record